Molecule: messenger RNA, 882 nt
Organism: Trametes versicolor FP-101664 SS1
Lineage: Eukaryota; Fungi; Basidiomycota; Agaricomycetes; Polyporales; Polyporaceae
Exons: 2
Coding region: 1-882 (293 amino acids)
Source: RefSeq, a predicted model, not a curated record
AUGCUCGUCUAUACCGAUCUCGCCAGCAACGUGCACCUCCCGCUGAAGACCUUCGUCGACCUCGUACGCUCGCGCUCGCGCGUCUGCUCUCAGCUCCUCCGCGACGUGGGCGCGAGUCUCCCGAAGCGCACACGCAAGCGGAGCGUGCACAUGCUGCUGAAGUUGCUGGAGUACAUCCCCCGCGACCACAACCCCGCGCACUUGGGGGCAAUCGAUGUGCUCUGGACUCUUUGGGAGCUCUGCAUGGGAGCGUGCGAUGCGGACGAGCAGGACCCGGAGCUGUACCGGACGGUGCUGAAUGGCGUCGCGGAGCUCUUGAGCGAGGACGAGCCGUUCCGGCUGCGCCGUGCCGCUCUCAACCUGCUCUGGGAGAGCGCCCACCAAUGGACGUACCUCUACUGCCCUUCAGCCGUGAGCAAUGUCAUCUCCUUCGCCUGCGCCUCGCGGCAACACCGCCUCUCCGACAUGUUCCUCAAAGCGUGCGCGGUCGCGCUCCUCCUCGCGCCCACGCUCAACUGGCUCGACGACGAGCGCGCGCCGCACGACCGCCAGCAGCUGCACGCGCUCCUGCGCGACCUCGCGCGCGUGCUGCAGCGCGGGAACGCAGACGGGACGCGCUACGAGGCGCGCUGCGUCGGCCGCAUCGCGUACGGGCUCGCGCUGCUCGUGGAGAAGGGCGUGGGCGUGGUGGUCGAGCCGGAGCUGAGCGCGGCGCUGCAGGAGAGCGUCGAGCUCGGGCUGGCGGGGCUGACGGCGGAGGAGGAGGUCACAGCGAUGGAGGCGCUGCACCAGGCGUGUAUUACUGGGGGGAUUGGGAGUGAGGGAGGUAGCUCGCGCCGCGGGCCCGGGUCGGAUGGUGGUUCGUCUGAACAGGCUGGUUAG